AUGCCUUUCAAGCCUUUUGCACAUCUUGCUCGAGUUAGCGUUGCAAAGGGUAUCGCUCACACCUACGCUCCCUCGGUUGUUGCUGCUGGUCAGUCUCUGGGGCAAUUUCAAAAUUAUCCUGUCGCAAAAUUCACAAAGACCGCGCAACUUCAAAAUGCCUUUGCAGGUCCUUCGGGCUCCGGCGCUGGAGCAAAGGCUGGGUACACCUCUCAGUCAUCCAGCGGAGAUGCUGGGUUAGCCCAGUACUACGCAGCCUGGCAACAUGCGCAGCAGACAGGGGAUGACUCUGACUGGAAACAACAUCAGUUUGCUAGAAGAAUAGGAUGGAAACAUCAGGACAAGGUGAUUCCGCCAAAGCACCAGCGACUCGACUCCCGCGCUGUUGGUCUGCUUCGUCCCACGCCUCGGCCACAGAUCUCGCGUGUCAACAGUGAACGCGCCACUCCGGUGGUUCAAGAGGCGGAAGAAAAUGUUGUCGAGACCGUAGCGGUGGACCAGGCAGAACUCCAACUCCAGGAUGUGAAAGCACCAUCGCCGUUGGAAGAGCCUGCAGCUCGCGAACAAGAGGUGGCUAGUCCAGUUGUCAAGUCGAGCACCGUUGUUUCGACGGUCGACGAGACCAACACCGAAAUUGAGUCUUCUUCUUACACUCAGGACCUUUCAACACCUCCAACAGAUGUCGCGUCCUCUGCUUCUGAAGAGGUGUCUCUUUCCGAGCAGAUCGUCCUUCUAGGUCAGCAAAAUCGGUACGCAGAAAUUCCUGCCGUCUUUGAAGCGAUCAUCAAGGAUGGUCACGUGCCAACUGUCGAUGCGUACAAUCAUAUCCUGGUCUCAGCCAUCAGUCUGAGCACUGGUUAUCAGCCAUGGCCGAGGGCGCUCGAGGUGUACGGUGACAUGACGAGACGUGCUGUCAAACUGAAUGCCACCUCAUAUUCUAUUCUUCUGCAGUUUUUGGCAGCCAGAAGCCUUGAGGCUCAUGAAGUACAAAAGCUUGUUGGAGAGCGAGCAUCUCGGUAUGGUCACGACGGUACUCCAGUCUUCCCAUCGGCUACCAGACAGCAGCAGCUGUAUGCGGCUGACACCUCGCUUGCCUUUGCCACCAAACUUUACAACAUUGCCCGUGCGACCCUGCCAGAUUUCCGCCUUCCCAAGUCCGUUUACAAUGCUAUGGUCAAGGCCUGUGCCCAAGCCGGAUUGGUCGAUCAUAUGAACCACCUUCUGGCCGACAUGGGUGUCCAUGGCAUACAACUUGACCCUCGAUUGUAUACGGUCGUCAUUGAUGCUCAGGCCUUGAAGCAAGAUAUGCAUGCCGCUCAAGCAUUGUAUGAAGAAUACCGCGAUUUGGCUAUCCAGCGAGCCGCCAAUGAUCCUCUGGACAUGCAGGUGUAUGCCUCAUUGAUCAAGGCAUACUAUUCCUGUGGUCUUGCCGACACCGGCCGCCAGUUUUAUGAGAAGGUACUACAGUCGUUCAAGGGCUCGGUCCACGAGCAGGCGCUUUCAGAGGAAUUGACGAACGCGUUCCUCCUGAACGGCCUCGUCGCCUACCACGUUGAACAACGGUCAUACUCCGCAGCCAUAUCCAGCAUCAAUGAGUUUACUUUGCCGCCCAUGAUCAAGGACCAGGCCUUGUCGAAGGUCUGCAUUGCCGCUGCGGAUGCUGGAAGCGCAUCUGAGGCUCUAAGAAGCUUCGAUGCCAUUUCCGUGUCCAACCUGAAAGCCGAGCCCGUCAUGGCCCUCGCGGCGAUGCAUAUCCGUGCUGGUGAUGUCGCUCAGGCAAAGUCGACCUGGAACAAGGCUCGCCCGCUGUCGAUCGUCCCGAGCACGGAUUUCGCUGCCAUGUACGGUCUAGCCCUGAUCAAUGCUGGCGCAGUUGAAGAAGGUGUCGCUGAAGCACGGUCAAUGUUCCAACGCAUCCGAGCUGGCGCCGACAGCCAUGUCAGUCGUCAAAUGGCCGUUUCAGAAAUCGACGAAGCCAUUCUGCUCUUCGGCGAAGCUCUUUCUCAGCAACAAGCUGUGGUCCCAGCACCAACCAGCGUGUCUUUGCUGAGGGCGAUGAUCGAAAAUGGUGGUCUUGUUUCUCCGGUUGCUCAACAAGCAAUUGCUAGCCUCGGACCCGAAUGCGUUCACCAGCUCAAUGCUCAGGACAUUGCUCUGGCGCUUCAUGUCCAGGCUCAGAUGCUGCUGUCUCCGGAGACCGUCGAUAUCGCCCACGUGGCCCGGUUUUCACACUUACUCGAAACCGUCCUCAACCGUGGCAUUUUGAUGGACCCUUCAACGGUGCAUGUCGUGAGCGAGAGCCUGCCCAAAGUUGGCGCUGCCCGCCCAGACCUACUUCACCGAUGGCAGCAACUCCUUCACCCAGCUCCUCCGACCUCUGUUGUCAACAUACAGCCUCAAUCGCCAUUGUCACCUCACUCUGUCGUGUUGGAACCCGCAGCUGUCGUGGACACAUACGAUCCGUACGGUCACACCACCGACUACCGUGCAUCCAAGGCAAUCUCCGAAUUGGUUGAAAGCACCAGCGGCCGGAUCGAAAAUCAUCUCCACGACGGUCUUGCUCGGUUGAGAAAUGUUCGACGUGCCGGUCGGAACCUGCACUAUUCUGCCUAUGCCAAACUCAUCACUGCUGCCGGCAAAGCCAAAUCACCCAAACUGGUUCACGACAUCUUGGGCAUGGCACAAGCUGAUGUCCCCAUGUCUCUGCAGAUCCCCGCGGUCCGCAGCGGAUGGAUCUCCAUCUUGGACUCGAUGGUUGCAGCCUGCUUGACUGUUGGCGAUCGAGAGCAGGCCGCCAAGUAUCACCAGGAACUUCUCGAUAUGGGUGCAGCUCCGUCCGCCAAUACCUUUGGAAUCUAUAUCACGACUCUUGAAGGGACAUUCGAUGAGGCCACCGAGGCAGUCAAGAUCUUCCAGCGUGCGCUUUCCGAGGGAGUCACCCCCAGUGUCUUCCUGUACAAUGCUGUCAUCGGCAAACUAGGCAAAGCCCGUCGCAUCGAUGACUGUCUUCGCUACUUCGGUGACAUGGAAGGUCGUGGGAUUCGUCCAUCAUCCGUCACUUAUGGUACGUUGGUCAAUGCCCUGUGUCGGACCAGUGAAGAGCGAUUUGCCGUGGACAUGUUUGAUGAAAUGGAAGCGGCGCCGAAUUAUCGACCUCGACCCGCUCCAUACAACUCCAUCAUCCAAUAUUUCCUCAACACCAAGCGCGAUCGGAGCAAAGUCUUGCAAUACUAUGAGCGGAUGAAGUCAAAGAACAUCAAACCGACGUCUCACACGUACAAGCUCCUGAUCGAGUCCUAUGCCACCCUUGAGCCGGUCAAUUUCGCCGCUGCUGAAGCGAUUCUGGCGGACAUGAAGCAGGCCGGAGUGCAGCCCGAAGCGGUCCACUAUGGGUCAUUGAUCCAUGCCAAGGGCUGUGUGUUGCAUGACCUCCCGGCGGCCAAAGCGAUUUUCGAUACGGUUUUGCAUGUCGAGAAGAUUCGGCCAACCGAUACUCUAUACCAGAACUUGUUGGAAGCGAUGGUGGCAAACCACGAAGUUGCCAAUACUCCAGAGGUGCUGUCGGAUAUGGCAAAACGUGGAGUGUCCAUGACGCCCUACAUUGCCAAUACAUUGAUUCAUGGCUGGGCUGGAGAAGGUGAAAUUCAAAAGGCCAAAUCCAUCUACGACCAACUUGGCAUGGAGAAGCGCGAGCCGAGCACAUACGAAGCUAUGACUCGAGCUUUCCUGACUGCCGAUGACCGCGCGAGUGCCAGCGGCGUGGUACAGGAGAUGCUGAAGAAGGGUUACCCGGCUGCCGUAACGGAGAAAGUCCUUGCGCUGGUUGGAGGAGUGACUGCAUAA
Exophiala dermatitidis NIH/UT8656 is the source of this 3840-nucleotide messenger RNA. RefSeq lists its product as uncharacterized. The record is from RefSeq and is a predicted model, not a curated record. Bases 1 to 3840 code for a protein of 1279 amino acids. NCBI's taxonomy places the organism in Eukaryota, Fungi, Ascomycota, Eurotiomycetes, Chaetothyriales, Herpotrichiellaceae. The transcript has a single exon. Gene Ontology annotation, molecular function: protein binding.